CCGCUGGAGCCGGAGACGCUGCGGGAGCUGUAGCUGAGAGAGACAGGCAUGGCGAUAUCAGCACCACCAAACUUGUAUAAAAGGACCCAGAAUCCCCAGAUUUGCACCAGAAGCAUCACAUCUCUCUUGUUGUGAACAUAUCUCAUCUUCUCCUCACAGACAUGCCAGGGAAGGUUAUUGUGCUGUUUGCAUUGUUGGCUGCACUGCUAGUGCCCAGUGUAGCCUCCUCACCCAUGUCCUCAGCAGCUGGAGAGUCAAAAGAGACUAAUCUACUACAGCAGCUUCUGGCCAAGAGAGAGAGAGUGAGCGGCUCAGCCAGCAGACAGGAGCCGGCGCCUCAGGCCGUCCCUGAUCGGAUGACGAGACAGACACACCUAUCAGAGGACGAACGAGAGAUUAUGACCAAACAAAUAAUGCAAGCAAUUUCAGAGAUGAUGAACUCUGAGUGCAUGUCAUCUCAGGACUACCAGGGCUGGGUGGACUUUGGACGCAGAGAUGCAGAAUGA
This is a messenger RNA of Monopterus albus (swamp eel), 506 nucleotides long. Its product is annotated as cholecystokinin. Gene Ontology annotation, cellular component: axon; extracellular region. Gene Ontology annotation, molecular function: neuropeptide hormone activity. Lineage: Eukaryota; Metazoa; Chordata; Actinopteri; Synbranchiformes; Synbranchidae. The transcript has 4 exons. The coding region runs from base 162 to 506 and encodes 114 amino acids. The record is from RefSeq and is a predicted model, not a curated record. Gene Ontology annotation, biological process: digestion.